This is a messenger RNA of Dermacentor andersoni, 2158 nucleotides long. Its product is annotated as gamma-glutamyl hydrolase-like. Lineage: Eukaryota; Metazoa; Arthropoda; Arachnida; Ixodida; Ixodidae. Gene Ontology annotation, biological process: tetrahydrofolylpolyglutamate metabolic process. Gene Ontology annotation, cellular component: vacuole. The record is from RefSeq and is a predicted model, not a curated record. Gene Ontology annotation, molecular function: gamma-glutamyl-peptidase activity.
CCGUCGACGGCCGAUAGAAUCCGAGCUUCGAGGGCGGCGGAUCCCGUGUGACUUCGGAUCGCGUCCACGCGGAGGGUCGCCGAUAAACUUCCGAGAACGUCGCUUCGACAUCUCGGUCGCUUCCCGCCUUGUCACUCGUCCUUGACCCGUGCGCAACGUACCCGUAAAAAAAAAAAAAAAAACAUCGAGAUCGUCAUGCCUCUGCACCGGUCGCUCGUUAUGGCCUCCGCAAUUCUGGCGGCUCUCGCAGUGGUCGUCGUGGCGACUUCCCGGCCAAUAAUCGGGAUUCUGGCCCAAGAAGUGUGCAACUAUGAGACAUGUGGAGUGCGGAACCAGACGUACAUCGCCGCGUCGUACGUGAAAUUCGUCGAGCAAGCUGGCGCCAGAGUGGCUCCCAUAUUCGUGGAGCGUGAACGGAGCUACUACGUCAAGAUCUUCAAUUCCGUGAAUGGCAUUUUGCUUCCCGGCGGCGACGUGGACGCCCUUAACUCAAGCUAUGGCAGAGCUGGCACCAUUCUUUAUCAUCUGGCGAUGGAGGCGUACCGGAACGGGACGCACUUCCCCCUGUGGGGAACCUGUCUCGGCUUGGAGCUUCUGGCGCGAGUCGCUGUGGGCGGCGAAGAGGUGCUCACGAAGUGCCAGGCCCAGGGGGUCGGCAUGCCGCUCAACUUCACCAGGGAUUUCCGCCGGGCCCGGCUGUUCCGCAGUCUUCCGCAGCACCUGGAGAAGGUACUGAGCUCCAAGCCGAUGACGUACAACGCCCACUACUGGUGCCUCACGCUAAAGGCCUUCAAGGCCUCCAAGCUGGACAGGUUCUUCAAAAUUCUGUCUACGAACAACGACCUGCGAGGCGUGGAGUUCGUCUCGAGCUUGGAAGCCAUAUCGGCACCGGUGUUCGCCGUCCAGUUCCAUCCGGAGAUGGCGGUGUUCGAGUGGGGCACCAGCAGUCCCGGGCGGAGCCACCUGUACCAUAACAAGGACACCGCGCUGUUCUCGCAGUACCUGGCCAACUUCUUCGUGGAGCAAGGUAUCGUGUCGCAGCAUCUCUACAGCCGCACGUUCAAUCCAAACAGGACGGAUACCUACAUCGCCGCAUCUUACGUCAAGUUCAUCGAGGCUUCCGGAGGUCGAGCGGUGCCAAUUUUUGUCAACCAAACAAAAGAGUACUACAAGAAACUAUUCAACUCCAUCAACGGUGUUCUCCUCCCGGGUGGUGAGGCUGACCUGGAAAGCUCGGGCUACUUGGACGCCGCCAAGAUAAUGUUUGAUCUCGCCAUUGAGGCGAACAAGAAUGGCACGCACUUCCCUCUGUGGGGAACCUGCCUGGGCUUCGAGGCGCUCUCCCGGCUGGCCAUCGACAAGCUCGUCCUGCGAACGUGCCAGGGCAAAGACCUGGCACUGCCGCUCAACUUCACCCGCGGCUUCCGGAGGAGUCGGAUGUUCAACGAGCUUCCCAGAACUCUGGAGAAGGCGCUGAGGACCGAGCCGAUCACGUACAACUCCCACGGAAAGUGUCUCACACCCGAGAACUUCACCGCCUUCGGAUUGGACAGGUUCUUUCGGCCGAUGUCGACGAACGUGGGCGCGGAUGGCGUGACGUUCAUCUCUAGCAUGGAAGCGCACUCGUACCCUUUCUACGGCGUCCAGUUCCACCCCGAGAAGAACAACUUCGAGUGGACGGACAGGAAAGGUCACUCUCAUUCGCCCCACACCGAGCACGCCGUGAAGGCUUCGCAGUACCUGGGAAACUUCUUCCUGGAGGAAGCACGAAAGAACAACCACAGCUUCGCAUCGGCCGCGGAAGAGCUCGGCGCACUGAUAUACAACUACCCGGCGACCUUCACGCAGAACCAGUCGGUCUUCACUCAGAUGUACAUUUUUUCUUCCUGACCCGGAAACCUAUAAGUCAUCACCCAUAUCUCGACUACCACCAACACCAACAAUAGUUGGCCUGCUUUUCUAGGAAGGGUGGCCUUCAUGCAUAUAAACCAGUUCGGCUAGUUUCGGUAGUGGCAGCAAAGCGUCGCCAUGACACUGGAAGCCAAAAGAAAAAGAAAUCUAGUAACUUUUGCACAUGUGGCUCUAUCCUUUCAACCCACAUAAUAAUAAAGUGAUGUAAUUACGUGUAGAAAUGAAAUGUGUUUUCGGCUAUUUCCUA